UAGAAACAAUCUUUCUCCCUCGUUUUCAAUGACGUACGAGGUCAGAGAUUACCAUGGAGGCGUUCAAGAAUCAGGAGAUCGUGCACGAAGGAUGGCUGAUCAAAUCACCACCUACAAAACUUUGGAGAGCGAGAUGGCGAGAAAGAUGGUUUACACUUAGACACAGUGGAGAAUUGCCUGAUCAAUAUUUUCUGGAAUAUUAUACAGAUAAGAAAUGUCGAAAAUUAAAAGGAAAAAUUGAUCUUGAUCAAUGCGAGCAAGUUGAUGCAGGUCUAAGAUUUGAAAAUCGAAAACAAAAGUAUCAAUUUAUGUUUAAUGUGAAGACACCAAAAAGAACAUAUUAUCUUGUUGCUAAAAAUGAAGCUGAUAUGAAUAAAUGGGUUGAUGCUGUUUGUCACGUUUGUGGAUUAAAACCUCAAGAUGAUGAACAACAAUGUCAAUUGAAUUCAUUUGAAAUUCAAGAAUCACCACCCAUUUCACCUACAAGUACAAUAUCUGGUCCAUACAUUCCUAUAAGUGAGUGUAUAUCUGGUCGAAGUCUUAACGACUCAAGUUCUCUUAGUUCUGUUUUUGGUCAACAUUAUGAUGCUCCAAGAAGGUUAGUUCCAUCACCACCAAAAUCACCUGUAACAACAGAUGCUGAAAGUGUUUUUACUGAUGACGAAUGUAUGAUUUCAGUACCCAGUGUUCAUUGGGAAACUUUUCCAUCAACAGGUGAUUCAAAAUCAUAUAAUGUUAAUGAUGGAAAUAUAGGUUCAUGGAGUGUAUGUAAAAGAUUUGGAAAGCUGAAAAUAGUUGAUUCAAUAAUACCAACAAAUGUAGAAGAGAUUUCAGCUCCUCCAAGGCCUCCAAAACCUACUCAUAUGUCAUUAGAAAAUUUUGGACAUAAUUAUUUAAAUCUUGAUGGCACAACUGAGAGUUCAAAACCAACUACACCAGCUAUAUCAGCACAAAUAGUUCCAGUGUUAAGUAUAAUAACAGAUGACACUUAUGACUUUCCAAGAUCUCAUCAGCCUAAUGUGGUAGAUAGUAGCAUACUAAAUAAGCAGUCACAAAUUAAACAUUGUUAUACCAAUGCUGCACCAACGAAUGCAGUUGAUACUGAUGACUGCAUUUUUCGAUAUGAUUUUUAUGAUGACGAGCCAACAAGUUCACGUUCAGAAUCAUCAAUGACAGCAACUUACUCCAACUUGUCGAGUCCUCUAAUUAAAUGUGAGAUUAAUGUAGCUGUUCCUUUAAGUUCGAAUUUAGAGUCGCAGCUUCUUAUAACCUCAACGAGUGUUAUACCAACUAUAGCAAAGACAGUAUCGACAUCACCGCCUAUUGUUUAUCGAGAAUUGAAACCAGGCAGAAAUAUGAAUGAUAGAUUGUCCAUAAUUAGCAGUGAACCAUUACCUAGUUCGGUAGUUUUUGCUUCAACAAUAACAGAAAUGAGUUUGACUGAACAUUCACAUGCCGAGCCUCCCAGUAUUAAUCGCAAGCUUAAGCCACCACUAAAUAAUUCUUUGCAUGAAAGACCUUUACAAUUAAUUUCAUCACCAGCAAAUGUGAAAAUAAGAACUGUUUGCAGUUCAACUUUUGCAGCUGCACAUUCAAACAGGUACCAAUCAAUUUCUGAUGAAGAUAAUGUAAUAGAACAUAAAGAAGAGAUUUACUACUUUCAGGAUCAAAAUAAUUUUAUUCCAGUAUCAUCUCAAAAAUUUGUUGAUCUUCAGUAUCUUGAUCUUGAUCUAGGAACAUUCGAAACUUUUAAUAUUUCAACUUUACCACUUGCACAAUCAACACCUAGUUCAACAGUAUAUAAAACUGUAGAUUUUCUCAAGACCGAGGCUUUCAAUCGAACACGGCAGAGGGUUGAGGAAGAGAGAAAACAGUGUACAGAUGGUUUAACUUAGUUGUUAAUCUAUUUUCUACUUGUUAUGGAGAAUAAUAAUUGACAUCAAAAGAGAUAUUUUUAAUCAUUUGAUA
Molecule: messenger RNA, 1968 nt
Organism: Ceratosolen solmsi marchali
Lineage: Eukaryota; Metazoa; Arthropoda; Insecta; Hymenoptera; Agaonidae
Gene: dos
Product: daughter of sevenless
Exons: 8
Coding region: 54-1895 (613 amino acids)
Biological process (GO): signal transduction
Cellular component (GO): cytoplasm
Molecular function (GO): signaling adaptor activity
Source: RefSeq, a predicted model, not a curated record